CUUCCUCUCUCUAAAAUAUACAAAUCAUAUACGCAUUAUAAAACCCUAAUUAACCAUCUCAUUGACCAAUCACCAUGCCCAACUUUCAACUAAACGAGUUUAAAGGCAACCUCUGUGAACCCUAAUUUUAAAAUUAAAAGAGAGAGAGUACUGGCUUUUUUUUGUUGUUGUUGAGAGAAUAUUUUGAUGGGAGCAUUAUAAGGAGGAUGUAGAGAGAGACAAGGGGGUGGGGGAGAAGAGGAAAAAAUUGUAAUGAAAGCAGCGGAAAAAACUGAAGAAAAUAAAGGAAAGAGUAACAGAAUAAUGGUGUUCGAGAUGCGAGCCGAUUCCAGUAGAGAGGGAACCUUCUCCGUACUUCUUCUCUUCCUUCUUUUGAUUCUCAUUUUGCCCCGUAUUUAAUUCUCUAUCGUCUGUCUGCUUUUUUUUUUUUUCAAAAAAAAAAAUUAAUUAUUACAAGUUUUUAACUUUUUGUUUAGAUUUUUUAAUCCGCUUUCUUUCUCGUUCUUUAAUCAUCAGAGUUCACUUAUUGAUAUCUGUGGUUUAAAAGGAGGAGAAAGAAUAUUUCAGUUUCUGUGAAGGGUCUGAAAAAAAUUAGGGUUUAUUCAUCCUUUUUUUUUUUUUUCUUUAGGAUUUUUUGUUGACUGGGUCAGUGUUUAUGGUGCUUGAAUCGAUCUGCGGAUGCAUUCUUGAUAACUGGGGAAACGUUUGAGGCCUGAAAAUUACUGGGCAGUUUUUAAAGAGUCUUGUUCAUGAUUAAGGAUAUCCAUCAGUGUUGUUGUUGUUGGUGUUAGCAAAUCUGUGGUUUAUUUUUGUGGGAUACGGAUUUGGUGUAAAUAAGUAUCAGAUUUGUGAUAUUUUAGUUGUUUACUUUUUGUCACUUUAGCUGUGGAUUUUCCUCCGGCGAUAUUUGUUGAUUCCAGGAGGAUUUUCUUCUCCUUCUUUACACUCCACUCCGUUUUGAAUGAGAAGAGAAAGAAAGGGAAAAAAAAAAGAAGUCAAAUUAUCAAAACAAAUCACCCACCAUUUUUAUUGUGGGGGGUUUUUUAUUGUGUUCACUUCAGUCUUUUACUGUCUUCUUCAUAUAAAACAUCUAAUUAAAACUGUAGAUUUGUUUUUUUGUUUGUUUACUUGAUAAGUUUUUUGCUAAAAAAGGCAAGAUACUCACCCCUAGAAGAAGAAGAGGAGAAAGAAGAAGAAGAAGAAGAAGAAGAAGAAGAAGAAGAAGAAGAACGGGGGUUUUGUACUAAUUUUAUUGGGGUUUUUUCAUUCUUAUGGGAAUACCCGAUAAUUCACUCUUAGAUCUAAUUGACAAGGUUAGGUCUUGGAUGUCUUGGGGAGCAAGUGAUCUUUCGAGUUUUUCCAGGGAAUUGGAGAUACCUGUUAAUGGUUGCAAAAUGUGUUGCGAGUGUGAUACCAAGUUUAAUGAUUUUGUCCAUGGAUACGAAUGCCAAAGCUGUGGUCGGUGGUUGUGUAGGAAAUGUAUUCAGGGUUAUGAAUCUUGGGUUUUCAGUGAUGCAGAUGAUGUUAGGGGCAACACCUACUUUAAGAGGAGCAUCAAGUUUUGCAAAAUUUGUGAUGGAAGGGUCAGUCUCAAGCCUGAAGAUGGGAGAAAAUACAGUGAGAAAGUGCAUUCAUCAAUCUCUCCCAGAGAUAGCCCUGAACCACCAUCCCCUUCCUUUGCUACAGAGAGAAUUGACACUGAAUCAGUGCGGAGUGAUCAUCUUGCCUGCUAUCUCAAAGCACGAGAUUGUGGGCAUUCUCCCCAGGCAGUGAGCAGCAGUAUAGCAUCGUUUAAUGCUCACCCGGUUCCCAUAUCCGUGCGCCAUUCAACUAGCAGGAGUGAUGAAGAAGAGGCAGAUGAUUCUGGGAAACACUUUUUUAGCCCAUCAAGUGAAUUCUUUCAGGAUACUUCAGAUGUAGAUUCAAGUAGUGUUAGUGCUAGAAAUGAGUUUUGGAAUUGUAAAUCUUUGGGGCCAAGUCCUUACAACAGCCCCCAUAGGAAUAAUUUUACUCCUAGAGUUGGACAUACUGUACAGCAGCCAGGGCAAGAGGACAGCCCAAAAGAUGGUCUUUUUAAUCGAGAAACUAUGGCUAUUUUAACAAAGCCUGAGUUGAGACCUGAAGAUCAGGAUAAUCCUGAUUAUAAUUCUGAUGACUUGACAAUUUUUCAGAACCAGCAUGAGAAAUUGCAGAAGCCAUUGGAUUUUGAAAACAAUGGUUUUAUCUGGUAUCCCCCUCCACCUGAUGAUGAAAAUGAUGAUGCAGAUAGUAAUUUCUUUGCAUAUGAUGAUGACGAUGAUGAUAUUGGGGAUUCGGGUGUAAUGUUUUCAUCCAGCACUAGCCUUUCUAGUAUGUUUCCUGCAAGGGAGAAGCAGAAUGAGGGCACCAAGGAACCUCUAAGAGCUGUGGUACAGGGGCAUUUUAGGGCUCUUGUCUCACAGUUAUUGCAGGGUGAGGGUAUCAAAUUGCAUCAAGAGGAUGGUGUUGGGGACUGGCUUGACAUUGUUACAACAGUAGCAUGGCAAGCUGCGAAUUUUGUAAAACCAGAUACUAGCCGUGGAGGCAGUAUGGAUCCUGGUGACUAUGUAAAGGUUAAAUGUAUAGCUUCAGGAAGUCCAAGUGAAAGCACCCUUAUUAAAGGAGUAGUUUGUACAAAAAAUAUAAAGCACAAGCGAAUGAUUUCACAAUACAAAAAUCCUAGAUUGUUGCUUUUAGGUGGAGCCCUCGAAUACCAGAGACUUCCAAAUCAGUUGGCAUCUUUUAACACAUUGCUGCAACAGGAAAAUGAUCAUCUUAAGAUGAUUAUUUCAAAGAUAGAGUCUCUUCGUCCAAAUGUUCUGCUGGUGGAGAAAAGUGUAUCUUCAUAUGCCCAAGAAUACCUUCUAACGAAGGAAAUUUCCUUGGUGCUUAAUGUGAAAAGGCCUUUACUGGAGCGUAUAGCCAGAUGUACUGGUGCUUCUAUUAGUCCAUCGAUUGAUAACAUUGCUACUACACGAUUGGGGCAAUGUGAAUUGUUUCGGUUAGAGAAAAUAUCUGAAGAACACGAGGCAGCUAAUCAAUUCAACAGAAAACCAUCUAAAACUUUGAUGUUCUUUGAAGGGUGUCCAAGGCGUCUAGGUUGCACGGUUUUGCUGAGGGGCAGAUGUCGUGAGGAACUGAAGAGGGUUAAACAUGUAGUCCAAUUUGCUGUGUUUGCUGCAUAUCAUUUCUUGGAGACUUCAUUCCUUGCUGAUGAAGGCGCUUCUCUACCUAAGAUGAGACUAAAACACUCAAUUGCCAUACCUGAAAGAAUAAUGGCUGAUAAUGUUGUUCCAGUUGUCCCUAAUUCUAUUGCUCAAACUACCUGCCAAACUACACCAAAUGCAGUGCUCCUCGAUGAUGGGCAUGGGAGUCUCAGUCCAGAACAUGGAAGAUCUGAAUCAUUGUCUGAGCAUCUUGAUCUUGAUCAUGUUUUUGCUUUAUCUUGUGGUACCAUUGAGAGGGGGACUGGAAAUGGGUUUCAUGAUGUACGCAAUGAUGAUAUAGGACAUAAUACAGGUCUGGAUUUGGCUUCUUUUAAUGAGUGCAAGGAUUUACAGCUACCUGCUCUGCAUUCCAAUACUAGAGGUAUGUCAGAACGAGGGUUUCAAGAAACGACAAGUCAAGAUGAGGGACAAAUUGGGGAUGUCAAUAAUUGGACAAUUUCUGAAAGAAUUGGAGAAGAUGAAAUUUCCAGUGAAUAUUUCUCACCUGCUGACACCCACCAGAGUAUAUUGGUGUCCUUCUCAAGCCGUUGUGUGCUGAAGGGAACUGUAUGCGAACGCUCUCGUCUCUUGCGGAUUAAGUUCUAUGGCUGUUUUGAUAAGCCUCUUGGAAGAUAUCUUCGUGAUGAUCUGUUCGAUCAGACCUCUUGCUGUCGAUCUUGCAAUGAGCCUGCCGAGGCUCAUUUCCUAUGCUACACUCACCAGCAGGGAAAUCUUACAAUCAAUGUUAGACGACUUUCUUCUGUAAAGCUACCUGGGGAACGGGAUGGUAAGAUAUGGAUGUGGCACCGCUGCCUCAGAUGUGAGCAUGUGGAUGGAGUUCCUCCAGCAACUAGGAGAGUGGUAAUGUCGGAUGCUGCAUGGGGACUCUCUUUCGGGAAGUUCUUAGAACUUAGUUUUUCAAAUCAUGCAACUGCUAAUCGUGUUGCAAGCUGUGGUCAUUCCUUGCAAAGGGACUGCCUUCGUUUCUACGGGUUUGGAAGCAUGGUUGCCUUUUUCCGCUAUUCUCCUAUUGAUAUCCUCUCUGUCCAUUUACCCCCAUCAGUACUCGAAUUUGAUGCCCGUGUUCAUCAGGAGUGGAUUAAGAAAGAAGCAGCAGAGCUUAUGGGUAAAAUGGAGAGAAUGUAUGUGGAGAUAUCCGAUGCAAUAGACAGCAUGGAAUACAAGAGUAGUUCUGUUGGGCAAGAACUAUUUGAUACAAGUAAGUUGCGGAGCCACAUACUAGAACUGAGAGAUCAGCUUAUAAAGGAAAGACAUGAAUACAAUGCUCUGCUGCAACCAAUUUUUAUGGAGGCCUUGCCACCAGGUCAGAUGGCUCCAGACAUUCUUCAGCUGAAUGGUUUGAGGCGUGCACUUCUAAUUGGUUCACAUGCUUGGGAUCGUCAACUUCAUUCAUUGCAGUCUAUCCUUAAAAAGGGAUCUAUAGCUGAAACAGUUGCAUCUUAUGCUGAAACGAAAGAAUUAAGAAGCGGUUUAGCUGAGGGUAGAAAAGUUGACCAGGGUAAUGAUGAGAAUGUACUGGGAUCUUCAGAAUCACAAGGAUCUCUUGAUGGUGACUUAAAGGAGGGUCUUAGUUCACUUACCCUCGAGCCUAUUGCUUCUCAAGAUUCGCUCCCAACUUCAUGUCAUCGUGGUGGAGAGGAGGAUAUACAUCCAGGUGGGGAAAUUACUGCUAACAAGGCUUUAGGAAAUAUCUCCCCUGCUUCUUCUCUGUCUGAUAGAAUAGAUUUGGCAUGGACAGGAACAGACCAACUUGAAAUGAAAGUUCACCCUCCAUGUGAAUCUCAUUCAGAGGGAUUUCCAGCUGGUAAUCGUCUUGGAAAGUGUAGUGUUCCUGUGAGAGUUCAUUCUUUUGAUUCAGCAUUAAGAUUCCAAGAAAGAAUCCAGAAAGGACUACCACCUUCUUCAUUGUAUUUGUCAACACUCAGAUCUUUCCAUGCUUCUGGAAAUUACAGGAACAUGGUGAGAGAUCCUGUCUCCAAUGUGAUGAGAACUUAUUCCCAAGUAUUGCCUCUGGAGGCACAGAAGUUAAAUCUAAUUCUUAGUUCCACACCAUCAUUUAUUUCCUCUGCUUCUCAUGUGGCCGAAGGUGCUCGGUUACUGCUUCCUCACAGUGGCCACAAUGACAUGGUGAUUGCAGUUUAUGACAGCGAUCCUACCAGUAUCAUAUCAUAUGCCCUUAGUUCUAAAGAAUAUGAGGAUAGGGUUGCAGAUAAGUUUAACGAGCAUGAGGGAGCAUGGAGUGCUGAUGAUAGGUCUAAGGAUUCAGCAUCUGCUGCCUUCUCUGCAUGGCAAUCAUUUAGUUCUCUGGAUCUGGAGUACAUGCAUUAUGGAAGUUACGGAUCUGAAGAUGCUUCAUCCUCUAUCAGCUCAUUGUUUAUGGACACCAAAAGAUCUCCACAUUUAACAAUUUCUUUUGAGGAUGAUUCUUCUACUGCUGGUGGCAAAGUCAAGUUUUCUGUAACUUGUUAUUUUGCCAAGCAGUUUGACUCUCUCAGAAAGAAAUGCUGUCCUUGUGAAGUGGACUUUAUACGUUCGUUAAGCCGCUGUCAUAAAUGGAGUGCACAAGGGGGGAAGAGCAAUGUGUAUUUUGCAAAAUCAUUGGAUGAAAGAUUUAUCAUAAAGCAAGUAAAAAAGACUGAGCUGGAAUCCUUUGAGGAAUUUGCACCAGAAUACUUUAAAUAUUUAACAGAUUCUCUUACCUCAGGAAGCCCAACUUGCCUUGCUAAAGUUCUUGGUAUCUAUCAGGUCUCUGUUAAACACUUGAAAGGUGGCAAGGAAACAAAAAUGGAUUUAAUGGUGAUGGAAAACCUCUUUUUCAACAGGAGCAUCUCGAGGGUCUAUGACCUCAAGGGUUCUGCACGAUCCCGCUACAAUCCAGAUACAACAGGGGCGAACAAAGUACUGCUAGAUAUGAAUCUUUUAGAAGUGCUGCGUACUGAACCCAUUUUUCUAGGAAGCAAGGCAAAGAGAAGCCUGGAGAGAGCUAUUUGGAAUGAUACAUCAUUUUUGGCAUCUGUGGACGUUAUGGACUACUCAUUGCUAGUUGGAGUGGAUGAAGAGCGGAAGGAGCUGGUGUUGGGAAUUAUUGAUUUCAUGAGACAAUAUACAUGGGACAAGCAUUUAGAGACUUGGGUUAAGGCAUCUGGGAUUCUGGGUGGACUGAAGAAUGCUUCCCCGACAAUUAUAUCUCCAAAACAGUACAAGAAAAGAUUCCGGAAAGCAAUGACCUCGUAUUUUCUCACGGUACCCGAUCAGUGGUCGUCAUAGUAAAAAACUGCAAUUCUUUCCAUUCACAAAGUAUUUGUUGGUUAAUAAGCCGUGUAGGGGGUUACAAUUGCAGAUAACUUGAUGAAGCUCCCCUCGUGCUUUGUUUUUUUUCCUUCCUUCCUUUUCUUCUUUUUUGAAAAUAUUUUGGUUUAUGGGCAAAGUUUAAAAGCUCAGAGGCUCCAAACAGACAAAUGUAUACGUAGAGGAUGGAAAGAAAUGUUGGUUGUUUAGGGUAUUGUAAUGGCAUGUGCAAAAAGUUACUCCCACGUAUUCUUGAAUCAAUCAUUCUUAGUUCUUAAAA
This is a messenger RNA of Carica papaya (papaya), 6813 nucleotides long. It is a transcript of the gene FAB1C, whose product is annotated as FORMS APLOID AND BINUCLEATE CELLS 1C. Gene Ontology annotation, biological process: phosphatidylinositol phosphate biosynthetic process. Gene Ontology annotation, molecular function: ATP binding; 1-phosphatidylinositol-3-phosphate 5-kinase activity. NCBI's taxonomy places the organism in Eukaryota, Viridiplantae, Streptophyta, Magnoliopsida, Brassicales, Caricaceae. The record is from RefSeq and is a predicted model, not a curated record. Gene Ontology annotation, cellular component: endosome membrane.